Molecule: messenger RNA, 2165 nt
Organism: Aspergillus glaucus CBS 516.65
Lineage: Eukaryota; Fungi; Ascomycota; Eurotiomycetes; Eurotiales; Aspergillaceae
Product: putative COP9 signalosome subunit 2 (CsnB)
Exons: 4
Coding region: 172-1665 (497 amino acids)
Biological process (GO): protein deneddylation
Cellular component (GO): COP9 signalosome
Source: RefSeq, a predicted model, not a curated record
CUCCGAUAGGCGCGGGAGCUCAGUUUGGAAGCUCACUCUACCAUCCAUCUGUCAACACUCACUACCUGCGCCUCUUGCCACAAACAGCGACCGGAUUUUCAUCUUUAAAACUGUCAAGAAUCAUCUCAAAAACCGUUAGACGUCAUUUAUUUCGCCAUAUAACCUUUCACGAUGUCCGACGACGAUGAUUUCAUGCAGGACUCUGGUGACGAGGAUUAUGACUUCGAAUACGAAGACGCCGACGACGAUGAAUCUGGAGACGUUGGAAUCGAAAAUAAAUACUACAACGCCAAGCAGAUGAAGGCCGAUAAUCCAGAGGAGGCUAUCGAUGAAUUUUUGGGUGUACCUGCACUAGAAGAAGAGAAAAGCGACUGGGGAUUCAAAGGAUUGAAACAGGCCAUCAAACUUGAAUUCAAACUGGGAAGAUAUGGCGAUGCCGUCGAACACUACCGCGAACUCCUUACCUACGUUAAAUCGGCCGUCACACGAAACUACUCGGAGAAGUCGAUCAACAACAUGCUAGAUUACAUCGAGAAAGGCUCUGACGACGCCAAGGCCUAUCAGUGCAUGGAGGAGUUCUACUCGUUGACCCUCUACUCUUUCCAAAACACCAAUAAUGAGCGUUUAUGGCUGAAGACCAACAUCAAGCUGGCCCGUCUUUGGUUGGAGCGCAAGGAGUAUGGCCAGCUGAGCAAGAAGGUGCGGGAGUUACACCGCGCAUGCCAGCGGGAAGACGGCUCGGAUGACACCAGCAAAGGCACCUACCUUCUCGAACUCUACGCCCUUGAGAUCCAGAUGUAUGCGGAAACGAAGAACAACAAGCGACUCAAAGCCCUGUACCAGCGAGCGCUCCGUGUGCGGUCGGCCGUGCCACACCCCAAGAUCAUGGGAAUUAUCCGCGAGUGUGGUGGAAAAAUGCACAUGAGUGAAGAGAACUGGGAGGAGGCACAGAGUGACUUUUUCGAAUCGUUCCGGAACUACGACGAGGCGGGAUCCAUGCAGCGGAUCCAGGUGCUUAAGUAUCUGGUGUUGGCGACCAUGUUGAUGAAGUCGGACAUCAACCCGUUUGAUUCACAGGAAACGAAGCCGUACAAGAGCGACCCACGCAUUUCGGCCAUGACCGACUUGGUGGAUGCAUUCCAGCGGGACGAUAUCCACACGUACGAAGAAAUCCUGAGCAAAAACCCAGACGUGUUGGCCGACCCGUUUAUUGCGGAGAAUAUCGAUGAGGUCAGUCGGAAUAUGCGAACUAAGGCCAUUCUCAAGUUGAUUGCCCCGUACACGAGAUUUUCGUUGAACUUUAUCUCCAAAAACAUAAAAAUCUCCGUGCAGGAAGUUCAGGACAUUUUGAGCUUCCUAAUCCUGGACAAAAAGCUCGAUGCUAAAAUUGACCAACAAAAUGGUAUUGUGGUGGUCGAAAAUAACAGCGACGUGGAUCGAUUACGAUCUCUCCAGGAGUGGAUCUCGUCGCUGCGGACGCUGUGGGAAGCGACCCUGAACGGCGAGGGGUUCAAGGCGGACGAGGCUGCGCAGCUUCAGGGCAUGGCAGCCGGACCCAUGUUCCCAUUGGGGUUUGGCGAUGACGGUCCAGUGGGGGCAAGUAUGCGCACCCGAUCACGGGGCGGAUUCAAAGGCCGGGGAAAGGUCGGAUCGAGGGCGUUUUAGGGCGUGCAUAUACACGCGCGCUCCGCCGCGAAAAAGAAAAAAGACAGAUUUCUUUGUCUCAUCCAUGAUUGCUGCAGGUCUACACCGGAGGUGGGCUGAACGAUGCAUGUAGGCGAAGAAGCUAGUUGUCUGUCUGUCGGCCUGUCUAUGGGCGUGAUGUGUUGUGAUCGCCGGGGGGAAGCAGACGAUGCGGUGUGUUCCCGCAAACACCGUACUUUUUUUUUUGUUGCUAGUGUCCCAUUUGCUUUUUUCCCCCCUGCCAAACUGGAUUUUGACUGGAUAAUGAUAAUGAAUUACGAAGAUAAUGAGAUUCUAACCAGAAGUCCGAUGGCUUGUUUUUGUACGGCUAUGGCGCGUCAUGUACCGGGUACUUGCACCCUGGUGGCUGGCAGUACUUACUUCAGAUGAAGUACUAGUGACAGUUGGCGUCUGUCAACGAGUCAGGACUCAAAUUUUUUUGUUUUGCUUUUUGUUUUGCUUUUUUUUUUUUUUUUUUUUUU